AUGGCAGUCUUGAGCCAUGUUGGCGACGAAUCAUUGUCACGUAAUUUGAAGUGUUCUGUCGGAAAUAUCAGCCAAAGUUUUUAUCAUUGUAAGUAUAAUUCAAUUUUUCACUGUAAGCGCGUUUUGCAAGCAAUCUUUUUUUCUUUUUUAAUUGUUUGUUUUAUUUUUACUCAAAUGAAUACUUUCGCCUUCUUGCCGAAUUUUUUUCUUGUGUAAGCAAGCAAUGUAAAUUUUCAACUUGAUUUUAAUUUUCUUUAGGGGAUGUAAACAGCUUAACGUUGAAAGAUGUCCAGUGCGCUGUUGCCUAUUUGGGUGAGUGAACGAAAGAGUUUUUAAUCCGCGGUUAAACAAGAAUGAGAGUUGAUUUUUCCCAAUUCUCAUUGUCCGAUGAAACGAGAACAAGUGUUAAUUAAUGCAUGAGAGUUGAUAAAGGUUGGCUGGGUAUUAUUACUACAGGUCGAGGAAUGCGAGAGCGUAUUGAACGAAUUGGUUUGUCAUAAAUUAAAAUAAUGUUUCAAAUAAAUUAAGCUUGCAAGAAUUUAAAUUCCCCUAAAUAAAUUAAAUUAAAUUCAUCAUUAAUCGCGAAGACGAACUUCUGUCGCAUUAAGCCGGUUUUCCACUAGGCGGAGAGGAAUUUUUCUUUGUCUUGUGACUUCUCGGGUGGAACUAAUUAGAAAAGACAGAGAAGUAUUCCGCUCCGCGCGCAAAAUUCCGCCUAGUGGAAAACCAGCUUUAAGGCCGUUUUCCACUAGGCGGAAUUUUCCGCGCGAUCGAACUGGAAAUUUUCUUUGUCUUGUGAUUUUUUGGGUGGAACUAAUUAGAAAAGACAAAGGGAAAUUCCGCUCCGCGCGAAAAAAUCUUCCUAGUGGAAAACGGCCUUUAUUCGUCCGUUCCAGACGACUAAUUCGUAUUAGACGAAUCUAAUUCAUGUCGAUGACUUUAGUUGCGCUAUGCGUCGCAUUUUCAGACGGAUGAAAUUCCAAUUCCUAGUUCCCAGUUAAAUUCGUCUAUUAUGCGACCUUUAACGCCUGCCUGACAGUUUGCGUCGAGCGGGGGAGCGAGAGUUGCUACUCACCUACUCUCAUCAAAGUUUCGUCAAUUUUUAUCCUCGUGUGAACAGAGCUUAGUUCUAAGUUACAUAAAUAAUUAUUAAAACGUUUCGGUGCACGAAAGUGCUUAAUGAAACCCAUCUGGAGCAAUAUUUUUAUUAGAAUUACAUCUGGAGCAAUAUUUUAUUUUCAAAUUUUAGGUAACAUCAUUUACCAUUAUGGCAGCGAUUGUUGGUUAUCCUUCCUGCACUUCGUACACGUAUUGCAAUCUUCGUGGAUAAUGUCGAUGAUAAUUACCUUGUACUACUUUGCUGUGGCAUUGUUGGCUUGUGAUGUUUUCUACAUUACCAUUAUAAAACCAAGGUAAUUGUGUUAUCUUUACUUGUUAGCUCCAUCAAUUCUAUAGAGGGCCGAGUGAUGGGGUUACUUCUUUACCUGUGAACCGUGUUCGAUGAUUUUCUUACUCCGUAAUACGUACGUGCCCUAUAUAGCUGUAACCACUGAUCUAGAAAUAUUUAACAACAUUAAUGGAUCAAUAACAAAUGCUCUUACUUGACCCGCUCGAAGGAGAACAGUUUAAUAUUAAUAGAGCUAUCCUGAAAAAAACCCGGCUGUUCACGCAAACGACAAUGCAAUUACUAUUCACGAAUAAAGUCUCUUCCAUCAUUCUUCAUUCACGGAUCCAUCAUAUCAUUGUUAAAUUGUUUUGAAUCUUUUUACCUGCACGUAAAACAAGUACGUAAAACGAUUUAACAAUGAGGGAUCCGUGAACGAAGAAUGAUGGAAAAAACUUUAUUCGUGAAUAGUUUGUCGUUUGCGUGAACAGUUUUUCGGGAUAGCUCCAUUAAUUUUAAACUGUUCUCCUUAUAGUUCAAGUAAGAGCAUUCAUUAUUGAUCCAUUUCUGUUGUCACAGCUAGGAGCCUAUAUUUAUACUGGAUAGUUUUAUCAGAAGACAGUUCUAAACUGUUUACCUUAGGCUUAGGGGUGAAGUAAGAACAGUGGCGGAAAUCUCGGUGGGGCGGGGAGCGGCCGUCCCCACCCCCCACCCCCACCCCCCCACCUUCGUGGAAAAUGACGAAUUUUCGGAAAUUUUGACCUAUAAAAGGGCUAAAAACAGCCUUUUCGAGUGCAAAUGGGGGGGGGGGAAUUGUCGGAAAUUUGAAAGUUUUGUCGGAAAUUUAGAAGGCUUCGCCCCCCACCGGAAAAAGUGAAUUUCCGCCACUGAGUAAGAACAUUCAUUAUUGAUCCAGUGUUAAUACAAGACUGAAAUUGCAGGCGUAAUUAUGUGUCCUGCGACUGUGGGGAACUUAUCAUGAGACGAGUGCAUACAACAUAUAAAUGCAACCCAGGGCACAGACAUGAAAGACUCGUGGACCUAUAUUCAUUGAUUUGCACCAAGACGCUUAUAAGCGCCCUGGUUGGCACUGAGAAGAUCCCGUGUUUCCGCCAAAAUAAAAUAAUCGUAGUUAUUUCGUCAUGCAAACAUCAAAUGAAAGCAAUUUAUUAUUUCAUUUAUGUUGUAGACAUUUUUUGGCAGAAGAGAGAUCAAGAAUCUACGUUUCCGAUAAUGAAAUGGGAGACGCAUGCUCGAGCAAUACGAGUUCAACGAUCUCAAUUCAUAUGCUGUUCGAAUUUAACUUUAUGAACUCAUAUUGCGGGAGUCAAUCUGAGAAUCAUGAAUCGUCGGCUAACCUUAACGCCAGUUACUCUAAUGUAAGUUAGCAGCUAGAAAUACAUGCAUGCAACAACCCCUCGCCUGCAUUUUCCAAACAAUGUUUCAACAUGAAGUAUCAUGAUUCUUAAUUACGCCAACACUAAAUGCAUGCUUGUGUGGGCACGUCAUGUCACAGAGUAAACUCAGCCAGUAAAGCCAGUUUUCCAUUUCAAUCGUAUCAUACCGAAACGGAGCGUAUUUCUAUGUUGCCUGAGCGGUAGUGUGGAAUUGAUGAUUCCCCUUAUUACGUUUUCGUAGCGCUUUGCAUUAUGGUUAUAGUGAUAUCACUGAUAAAAAUAGCGGCCUCGAAUGGAAAUAUUGACUGUUUUCGCGAAUAUUUUGCUGUUGGCUAUCGCGCACCUGACCCUAGCUUUUUUAAAAAGUUCUUGCACGGGUCAGGACAAAAAAUAAGCCAUCUUGAAUAUCAGUGAUACCACUAUAACCACAAUGCAAAGCGCUACGAAAACGUAAUAAGGGGAAAGGUCUAUUAAUGACUUCGACUCAAAAGAAAAUGCUACGGUACGUUACGUUACGUUACGUUACGUUACGAUGCGGUUGAAGUGGAAAAGAGGCUUAAGUGUACUAUAGUAUGAACAUUUCUAACAACAGAACUAUCGAUUUCUAAAAUAUACAAAGUAGGUAUAUAAUAUGUUAUUUUGCAUUCUAUGGGCUCAGCUCUAUUUUAAUGUAAAAUUUUAUCGCGAAGCACUUCGUAAACCGUUUUUAAAUCUUAUUGAAAUUAACAUAGGCAGCCCAGAAAAUAUAUCCAGUACUAAAGUUCGUCUGAAUUUGUUAUCAAGCGAUUUAUUGUGUGGUCAUCAUAUAUGCAGAUGCCGAUGUUGUGACUAUAUGAAACUGACAAUAAUGUAAAAAUCGGAAUCUGCACAUAUAAUGACCUACACAAUAAAUCGCUUGAUAGCAAAUUCAGGCGAUCUUCAUAAGUAUUUUUAAGCGUUUAAUGCAUUUUAAGUGAAUUUGCUAUCCUUUUUUAUUUAGUAAUGAGCUUGUAGUGACAAAUUGUAAGCAAGUUAAUUUAAGAAACAUUCGCGUACAAUGAAUAGGAAAGCUGUCAGUGCAUGUUUAGGCAAAACUUGAACAACGUACAAAAACUAAGUCAGUCUAAGUCGUACAUAAAAAAAAAUAAACUUGCCCUAUACUUUAGGAUUUUUCAUAAAUCAAUUCUUAAUGUUUGCGAGUAAAAAUUGAAAAAUAUGUUUGCUUCUUUUACUCCUGGCAAACAACUAUAUUUUGAAAUCAGGGAGACGAGGAAUGCAACCUCCAACCGGAAAUGUGAAUACCAGUCCCAGUCUUUUCACGCAUGCGAAAAGCGCUCAAUCCAGUUAUAUUCAUUUAAAAUACUCAUUAAUAAUUCAUAAACCUUGUGGCAAAUCAUGUCAGCCAUAAUGUGUCACGUGGAGUGACUUUAUAUCUGAUAAAGGAUGAGGCAUUAUAUAAUUGUUCAUCCUAAUUAGUAUGACUAUAUAAUGGUUCAUCCUAAUUAGUAUUCUUUUGUAGUCGUACUUUAAGCUAUUCAAAACACUCGUUGUCGUGUUUUAUCAGACAUAAAACGCUCGGCUGCGCCUCGCGUUUUAUAUCUGAUAAAACACUCCUACUCGUGUUUUAAAUAGUAUUCAAAAACUCAUUAAUAAUUCAUGAAGCAAUUAUCCAAUCUUGAGUAAGAAAUUAAUCACGUGCAUACGUCUUUAUACCAGCUAAAGAACACUUUAACAAAAGACUAUUGUUAUGCAAACUAUAUAAAGAUUUUUAUAUAAAGAUUUUUAUAUAAAAAUUUUUAUAUAAAGAUUUUUAUAUAAAGAUUUGACUUAUUAUGCAUACGUUUUUGAAGCCAUUUAAAACACUCGCAGGUCGUGUUUUAUUAGGUCUAAGGCCACUCGCGCUGCGCGCUCGUGGCUUUAAACCUAAUAAAACACUCCUGCUCGUUUUUUAAAUGGUACCUUAAAUGACACCCAUGAAUUGACAAACUAAUUUAGAAUUCGCUAAUGCUUUCCUUUCCCUGGGUGUAAAUAGACAGGCGAAAUUAGUACCCUUGCCCGCAUGGACUAACGCUCGGAAUGGCGCUCCUGCGCCGUUGGCUUGGGGUGACGGUAGCUUUAUACAGUACAUACAUUUACCAUUUUCGAACGCUCUUGUGCUAUUAAUAUCCAUGCCAUGUCUUACGCGUUACACAAGGAUCCUAUUGUUCUGAAAAAUUAAUAUCCAUUGUUUGUUUUUUAAGGCUGUAUGGAAAGCAGAGAAUUGUGCGAAAGAGCAAAGUUUAGACCGUCUCUCAAAUCCAGAGAAACAACGACGCCUUAGCUUCUCAGCCUCAGAGUUUGAAAGAUGGAAAGAACGUCUCAAUCCGGGAUUGGGUCAUUUUGUGAGGCUUUGUAAAAGUUUAUCGUCGUUGAGCGUUGGUGGUGUUUCUAGAGGUAAUAUUUUGUUGUCAGGUUAAAACUGUAUCUGUUGUUGUUGAUGCGAAAAAGUAUAAUACUAUUCUAUAUGGCAUUUUACCAUCGCCACAACCAUCAACAUCACCACCAUCAUCAUUCACAUUAUUACCUUCAUUAUCGUCAAUGUUCCACCACCACUGUCAUCACUACCAUCAUCAUUAUCAACAUCAUCUUCACCACUGAUACCACCAUUACCGCCUCCACCACUUACUACCGUCACCACUACCCAUCAUCACCACCAACGAACAGUCAUAACCAUCAUCAUCACCCAUCCCUCCUCCACCAUCAUCAUCACACAAAAGAUCUUUCAUAAAUAAUAACCAUUUUAAUAAACGUUGUUUCUUAGGCUCAAGUAAUGCAUUAAACAUCAGCAGUUCUGACUUUUCAACUCACGACAUAUCUGAAAUCACAGACCACUCCGUAGUAGCCUUAUCCAGCGGUAGUGAAGACCCAAGCUCCAUAGCGCUUUCUCAAUACAGUCAGCACACUGUGUGGACUAUGUACAGUCACCCAGUGCCUGGCUCCAUAACGUCAUCCAAUCCGCAUCAGAAUCAACUGAAGCGUUCCGAAAGGGAGUACGUCUUCGUCCAAAGACCUUUCGUGAUGCCGCUGCCUCGGGUGAAUAGUUGGCUUAAGAAUAACUUCUUUUGCAGCCAAGCAAGUAACCCAGCAAGCUCUGGUGAUCCUGGUAGCCUCACUAACAAAGCUUGCUCGGUUGGACAGGAUAGACAGAGAGGGCAAAAUAACCACGUUAUCCGUUCCAGCAAUGUUGCUCAGGAUACGUUGGUUAGCCAAAAUGGAGAAACUAGUGGCACAUGGGCUCGGGCAAACCAAAUUAUCCGUGAUGCUAAUUGUUACUUGAUCAACAAUCAAAAAACAGAAGUAGUCUUGUGUGGAAUCCCAGCGGUUACCGGACAAGACUACUUCAAGCCUAUGGUCGAAGUGGUUCGCUCAAGAACAUGGGGUUCGAUGAUCGAACUUCACCGCAAGUCAAAUUGGUCGCCCACAAGUAUUUACAAAUCGCUGCCCAACGUGUACGAGGAGUUUGGUCUGAAAAAUAGAGUCGCUUUCAAUGUGGAAGUCGUGGAGACAUUGAAUGCUACCAUAUUUCAUCCACCUUCUUCUAUAGAAGAGAAAGAUGACAAUUUAGAUGAUAAUUUCGACAGUAUCAGUGUAACAUGUCAGAAGGUGGAGAAGAGGGAUCAGGCAUUACGCGAUGCGGCGAGAGGUACGAAUAUUUUAUCUUGCAGUAAUGCACAGUCGUGGUUUGUCUCUGAACUAGAUAACUAAUAACAUUUCCAAGGUAUUUAAGUUUGGUAAUGAGGUUAAUAUAGCGUGUUGUAUUCUUCCGAGGUAUUUUCAAUCCCUUCCAGACAGGGCCAUAGACCGAAAAUUGGGGGGGGGGUUGCAUAUUCAUAUACCGUAGUUACUCGAUUGAACGCCGCCGCAUUUGAGAUCAAUUUUUUUUAAAGAGCGCCGCACUAAACAGUGUAAAAACUUUCCGCCGUCAAAAUGGGGACAUUUAGUGACAUUUAAAACUUGUUUAUUUUAUUGUUAUUCUUUUAAAAGCGCCGCCCCCGAAUGAGCGCCGCUGAAGCUCCGAAAAUUUAAAGAGCGCCACGGCGCUCAAACGAGUAAAUGCCGCAUUCGUGUUCUGCCCGACGGAUUUCUUUUGAAAGCGAAAUACUGUUUUUUACGGUAUGUGAACAUGAAUAUAUAUAUGAAUAUACCCCCCCCCCCCCUCCCCCAAUUAUCGCGUCUAUCUAUGGCCCUGCUUCCAGGUAAUUCAAACACAAAUCACGGCCGCUUAUCGUACAAUAUAUACCUACGCUGCAUAAUCCUAGCUCCCUUAGUUAGUUGAGAUAUCAUUUUCAGGUAGUUCAGGUAUAAACCACGACAGUUUACUGUGAAAUGCUAACGCGAACCCCUGUUCCCAGGUGCGAAAGGCUGAAGUAACGUACUCAUUUGUAUCUUCACUAUAAUUUUGCUGCAAUCUAUUUGUACUGCUUAUUUUACAGCAACGUUUGAACAGAACAGAGCACGACAGGCCAGAACACGUCGACUCAGGUUGUUCAGAGAGCAUGAGGAGAUAGAAGCAACAAGACCAGUACAGGUAAUAGUUUUCAUUGAGUAAUUAACUGUUUAUUGCAUACCUCUCUUAGACAAAAAUAAAUAUUUCUAUUCACAUUAUUUUAAUAAUGAAAAGCUCGAUUAUAUAUACAUUAUCAGAACUGUGGUAGCCAGCUAGGCAUGCGAGUUAUUAAAAUAACUCGCAUGCCUGGCUACCACAGUUCUGAUAAUGAUUAAUGUAUAUAUAAUCAAGCUUUUAAAUAAAUAAUAUAGCUAUGUGGAUAAAUUGUGUGUAACGGUCAUAAGAAUACGUUAGUUGAUUAGGCUAAUCUAAGGUGAUUGUAUUUUGUCUUUAUACAUUCUAUUUUCACUUUUAGGUUGCUCGUUCAAUUAGCUUUAUUGAUGUUUUGAAGAAAGAAACCUAUAAGCAAGUGUUUGUUCCUUUGCUUUUCCAAGUAGGAAAGGAAAUUUUGAGUGGCCUUUUGACAUGA
Molecule: messenger RNA, 7775 nt
Organism: Paramuricea clavata
Lineage: Eukaryota; Metazoa; Cnidaria; Anthozoa; Malacalcyonacea; Plexauridae
Source: the annotation of a GenBank genome assembly